CCGGGCGUGGUGGGGGGCAGCUGGCGGAGGCAGCAGUGGCCGCACAUCUGAAUGGAAGCGAGCUUUGUCCAGACCACCAUGGCUCUGGGGCUGUCCUCCAAGAAAGCGUCUUCCCGCAAUGUGGCCGUGGAGCGUCGGAACCUGAUCACCGUGUGCAGGUUCUCUGUGAAAACACUGUUGGAGAAGUACACAGCGGAGCCCAUCGAUGACUCAUCCGAGGAGUUUGUAAAUUUUGCAGCCAUCUUAGAGCAGAUCCUCAGCCACCGUUUCAAAGGUCCGGUGAGCUGGUUCAGCUCAGACGGGCAGCGGGGCUUCUGGGACUAUAUCCGGCUGGCCUGCAGCAAAGUGCCCAACAACUGCGUGAGCAGCAUCGAGAACAUGGAGAACAUCAGCACAGCCCGAGCCAAGGGCCGUGCAUGGAUCCGGGUGGCACUGAUGGAGAAGCGCAUGUCGGAAUACAUCACCACAGCUCUGCGGGACACCCGGACCACCAGGCGUUUCUAUGACUCGGGAGCCAUCAUGCUGCGGGAGGAAGCCACGGUCCUCACGGGGAUGCUGAUCGGACUGAGCGCCAUAGACUUCAGCUUCUGCCUAAAGGGCGAAGUGCUGGACGGGAAGACCCCCGUGGUCAUCGACUACACGCCCUACCUAAAGUUCACCCAGAGCUACGACUACCUGACGGACGAGGAGGAGCGGCACAGCGCCGAGAGCAGCACGAGCGAGGACAACUCGCCCGAGCACCCGUACCUGCCGCUCGUCACCGACGAGGACAGCUGGUACAGCAAGUGGCACAAGAUGGAACAGAAGUUCCGCAUCGUCUACGCGCAGAAGGGCUACCUGGAGGAGCUGGUGCGUCUGCGCGAGUCGCAGCUGAAGGACCUUGAGGCGGAGAACCGGCGGCUGCAGCUGCAGCUGGAAGAGGCGGCGGCGCAGAACCAGCGCGAGAAGCGGGAGCUGGAAGGCGUGAUCCUGGAGCUGCAGGAGCAGCUGACAGGUCUGAUCCCCGGUGACCACGCUCCCCUGGCCCACGGUUCCAAGGAACUCACCACGGCCCUGGUCAACCAAUGGCCGUCACUGGGAACACUCAAUGGGGCCGAGGGUGCCAACAACCCCAAAUUCUACCGGAGACACAGUUUCAUGAGCACGGAGCCGCUGUCAGCUGAAGCCAGUCUGAGCUCGGACUCCCAGCGCCUGGGAGAAGGCAAGCGGGACGAGGAGCCCUGGGGCCCUAUCGGAAGCUCAGAGCCAAAUUAGCGGCUCCCUUCAAGCGAAUGUCCAGGACUUCACCGCAUGCAUUUUGUGUUGCCCUCCCCCUGGCUUCGCUGGGGCUUCCCACCCUAGUUUUCCUGGUGCCUGGCCUUCCUGUCUUUUCUUUCUAAAAUCCACUGUCCUGGAUGACCCUAGAUCUUCUUUGAGACAAGGCAGGCUAUGGACAUGUAACCCCGCCACACUGUGUUUGUGACUGUCCGUGUGUCUGUCUCCCCACCAGACUGUGAGCUCCACGAGGGCAGGGACCGUGUCUCGUCCGUUCUCUGUAUCCCCAGUUCCUGGAGUGGAACAACUGCUCACCGUGUGUUUAAUAAAUGGACAAAGAGAGAGGAUGAACCUCAGGGGAGACAGAGACAUAAACUGACGAUUACAAUACAGUGUCCCCAGCACUGUGCAUGGCAUGGCCAGGUGCUUACUAAGGUUGAACCAAAAAUGGCAAAUGCUCCAGAAAUGAGGAAAGUCUCCUGGCGGUAACCUGAGGGCUGCCCCUUCAUUGCCUGCGCCUGUGUACCGCACCCCCCACAACCUCACACACACGCAGACCGGUUGGCCCGGCCUCACCCGCCCUCUCUCCCCAGGGAAGGACCCCACGCCCUCCAUGCUGGGCCUCUGCGGCUCCCUGGCCUCCAUCCCCAGCUGCAAGU
Diceros bicornis minor is the source of this 1913-nucleotide messenger RNA. It is a transcript of the gene RUNDC3A, whose product is annotated as RUN domain containing 3A. The transcript is spliced from 11 exons. Gene Ontology annotation, cellular component: cytosol. Lineage: Eukaryota; Metazoa; Chordata; Mammalia; Perissodactyla; Rhinocerotidae. The record is from RefSeq and is a predicted model, not a curated record. The coding region runs from base 52 to 1254 and encodes 400 amino acids.